AUGGCAAUUCAUAAUUUCAUCCGACGAAGUAAGCUCCGCGAUAUUGCAUUUGACUCUUAUGAUAAAUACACGGAUUAUGUGCCUAAUGAAGAGGAAGGAUCUUCGUCUCAACAAGCACGCCAUGAAAAUGAUGUUGUAUGUGAUGACAACGAAAUGGAGAUUAAGAAGAUGAGAUCUAACAAGUCCAAGGAGUUCUUUGCAGAGCUCAAGGUCUUGUGCAAGAUACAUCACAUUAAUGUGGUGGAGUUGUUGGGGUAUGCCAGUGGAGAUGACCACCUCUACUUGGUUUAUGAGUACAUUCAAAAUGGAUCUGUCAGUGAUCACCUUCAUGAUCCAUUACUCAAAGCUUUCCAAUUGUCAUUGAUUUUGUACUAG
Camellia sinensis is the source of this 375-nucleotide messenger RNA. Lineage: Eukaryota; Viridiplantae; Streptophyta; Magnoliopsida; Ericales; Theaceae. The record is from RefSeq and is a predicted model, not a curated record.